Trichomonas vaginalis G3 is the source of this 963-nucleotide messenger RNA. Its product is annotated as protein of unknown function, DUF4106 family. The annotation marks the transcript as partial. The record is from RefSeq and is a predicted model, not a curated record. The transcript has a single exon. NCBI's taxonomy places the organism in Eukaryota, Parabasalia, Trichomonadida, Trichomonadidae.
AUGCCACGUAAGCUACGUAAGAAUAUACGUAAGAGGAAGAGAGCAUUGAAACAUCCAAUAGUAAAACUGACACCACAACAACAGUUGCAACAACAAAUGCUGAAUGACCCCACUAUGUUGCAACAAAUGUCAAGCAAUCCUAUGCUUUUAAACCGAGUUGUUGGUGCACAGAGUGGAGGUUUAAGAGCGGCACUUUUAGCGAAAAUGGCAGGCUAUGGUGGAGCUGCAGACGGAACAGCUUAUAACCCUCAAAGUCAAAUGAAUUUGAGUUCACUCAAAAAUCAAAUAACAGAUGUCAAAAAGUCAAACAUAGACAUACAGAAGCAAAUAAGUGAAAACGAAAAGAAACUAGAAUAUGACAGACACACAAAGAAACUCAAUGAGUUAAACGUAGAGAAAAAGAAGAAAGAAGAACAACUGAAAGAACUAAGUACAGAGGAAUAUGCGAAAAAAGUGUCAGAAAAAGCAGCAGAAGUAGCAAAAAUGGAACAAGAUGUCAUAAAUUUGAAAAACCAUACUACUCAAUAUAAAAUACUGAAAGAUGAAGAGAUAAAACAAAAAGCCCUGAAGACAUAUAUGGAUAGCGAUGAGUAUAAAAAAGAAGUUGAAGCAAAUGUAAAGGCAGAAAAACUUUUACAGUUGCAAAACCAAACCGUACAGUAUGAAAACUUAGCACAAGAAAGUAAAAAUAACGACGCAGCUAUGCAAAAGGCAAUGAAAAGCGCAGAAUAUAUAAAAGCUAACAAUGACUGGUUAGAUGCCCAAGCCAACGCUAAAGCAGCCCAACUCAUAGGGUCAAUAAGGACAAAAAUACAAGCGGAUGAAGACAGUUCAAAUGAAGCUUUAACAAAUGCUGACUUUAAGAACGCUUUCGAAGCUCUUCAUAGUAAGGUGAAACAAGUGAACGACUUCUCAUCUGGAAAGAAACUGAAGUCUGAAGGUUUCGACAAAGAGUUAAGAGAA